Solea senegalensis (Senegalese sole) is the source of this 1679-nucleotide messenger RNA. It is a transcript of the gene hspa14, whose product is annotated as heat shock protein 14. The transcript is spliced from 14 exons. Gene Ontology annotation, cellular component: cytoplasm; ribosome. Bases 46 to 1566 code for a protein of 506 amino acids. Gene Ontology annotation, biological process: cellular response to unfolded protein; protein refolding. The record is from RefSeq and is a predicted model, not a curated record. Gene Ontology annotation, molecular function: ATP binding; ATP-dependent protein folding chaperone; misfolded protein binding. Lineage: Eukaryota; Metazoa; Chordata; Actinopteri; Pleuronectiformes; Soleidae.
GGUUGCACCUCGUGUGUUCCGGUCUUGGAAGUGGGAGCAUUCAGCAUGGCUGCUAUAGGGGUUCACUUUGGGUAUACAUGCGCGUGUGUGGCGAUAUUUAAGGAUGGGCGCGCUGAUGUGGUGGCCAACGAUGCCGGAGACAGAGUGACUCCAGCUGUGGUUGGCUACAGAGACACUGAGCAGAUUGUAGGCAUCGCAGCGAAACAGGGACGAGUCCGCAACGCUGCCAACACAGUUGACCGAGUGAAACAAGUGCUGGGGAGAAGCUUUAUUGAUCCGGAGACACAAACUCACAAAACAGAGACCAAGUGUCAGGUGGUGGACAGAGACGGGAAGCCUUACUAUGAGAUCACAGCAGGAGAAAACCCUCGGUAUGUUGCUCCGGAGGACGUGGCUAAACUCAUCUUCCAUAAAAUGAAAGAAACAGCUCAGUCAGCUGUGGGCUCUGACGUAACUGAAGUGGUCAUCACGGUGCCCUUUGAGUUUGCACAGGCUCAGAAGCAAGCUCUGAGAGAGGCAGCUGAAGCUGCGGGGUUCCAUGUGAUGAGGCUGAUCCAUGAGCCUGCUGCUGCUCUGCUGGCCUAUGACAUCGGACAGGACAGUCACUCUGGAAAGAGCCACGUCCUGGUGUAUAAACUUGGCGGGACGUCCCUGAGCGUGACAGUGCUGCAGGUCAGUGGCGGAAUGUUCCGGGUUCUCAAUACCCAAACUGACCACAACAUCGGAGGAGAGAGCUUCACCCAGGCCUUGGCCCAGCACCUGGCGGCUGAAUUCAAACGCACCUUCAAGCACGAUGUGAGCAGCAACGCCCGGGCCAUGAUGAAGCUGAUGAACGGAGCCGACAUGGCCAAACACUCGCUGUCCUCGCUGGGAUCGGCCAACUGUUUUGUCGACUCCUUGUACGACGGCAUUGACUUUGAAUGCAAUGUCUCGAGAGCUCGAUUUGAGCUGCUCUGCUCGCCACUCUUCAAUAAGAGCAUCCAGCCAAUCAGAGCCAUGCUGGAGGAGGCGGGGCUGUCCACCAGUGACAUCAACAAGGUGGUUCUUUGCGGCGGCUCGGCCAGGAUCCCCCGCCUCCAGCAGAUGAUCAGGGACUUGUUCCCUGACGUGGAGCUUCUCAGCUCAGCGCCCACUGAUGAGGUCAUCGCAGUGGGAGCAGCGCUGCAGGCGGGUUUGCUGGUCGGCAGAGAGAGCCUCGCCCCCGAGGAGGAGUCCGUCAUGGUGGAUGUUUCUGCCACAGAUAUACUCAUGAAGGAGGUGGAUGAAUCCGGAGCUGAGGUGUUCACCGUCCUGGUUCCGUCCGGCACGCCUCUUCCUGCACGCAGACAUCACAUCCUGAGUGGAGGAGGGAACCUGUCCUCCAUCUGUCUGGAGAUUUACCAGAGACUUGUCACAGCGCAGCCAAUAAAACUAGCCAAGAUAAUCCUGAGAGAGCUGCAGCCCAAAGAAGAGAACCACAACAUUGACACCGUAGUGACCAUGAAAAGGGACGGCACCCUUCAUGUCUCCUGUGUAGAGCAUGACACUGGAAGGUCUCAGGCUGUCACCAUACCAGCAGCAUCCUGAAAUGAGUGAUCUGCAGUCCAACCAACACAUCAGUUCACAAUGUCAAUCCAGUGUUUUUGUUUGUGUUUUUUUUUCACCUAAUAAACCUAAUAAAAGUUUUUUAUGCUCGGUUA